UUUGAUCAAAUGGCUGAGAAAAGCAAAAUUCUCAUCAUUGGAGCAACUGGUUGUAUUGGUAAAUACGUAGUGGAAGCAAGUGCAAAAAUCGGACACCCCACUUUUGCUUUUGUUAGAGAAAGCACACUUAAUUUUAACCCUGUUGAGGCUAAACUUGUUGACCAUUUCAAGAGUAUUGGUGUCACUAUUCUUCAUGGUGAUCUGUAUUGUCAUGAGAGCUUAGUGAAUGCUAUAAAGCAAGUGGAUGUAGUGAUAUCAACAUUGGGUGCGAUGGAAUUGGCUGAUCAAGUUUUUAUCAUUGCUGCUAUCAAAGAAGUUGGCAAUAUUAAGAGAUUCUUCCCUUCAGAGUUUGGUAUGGAUGUCGACAAGGUUAAUGCUGAGAAAGCCCAAAUCCGCAGAGCUAUUGAAGCUGAAGGAAUUCCUUAUACUUUCGUCUCAUGCGACAGCUUUGUUAGUUUUCUCUUACCAACUUUGGUCUGUCUUAAGCCAGGAGCCACUGCUCCCCCUAGAGACAAAAUCCUCAUUCUUGGCGAUGGAAAUGUUAAGGCUGUGUUCAACGAAGAACGCGAUAUUGCCACCUACACCAUUAAGGCUGUUGAUGAUCCGAGAACGUUGAACAAGACCCUUUACAUCAAGCCUCCUAAGAACACGUUAUCGUUCAACGAGCUCGUGGCUAUGUGGGAGAAAAUGAUUGGUAAAACUGUGGAGAAAAUCUACAUUCCAGAGAAGCAACUUCUCAAAGGCAUCAAGACAUCUCCUGUUCCAAUAAAUAUCUUAUUAGCACUUAACCACACAACAUUUGUGAAGGGUGAUCAAACCAAUUUUGAGAUCGAUCCAUUGUUCAGGGUUGAGGCUUCAGAACUUUAUCCAGAUGUCAAGUACACCACUGUGGAGGAGUACCUUGGUCAAUUUGUCUAAUAUUCACACGUUGAUGUCUCCGAUCGCUAAACUAAAUCGUUAAACGAAGAAUGUUGU
Lycium ferocissimum is the source of this 975-nucleotide messenger RNA. Its product is annotated as phenylcoumaran benzylic ether reductase TP7-like. The coding region runs from base 10 to 918 and encodes 302 amino acids. The transcript is spliced from 5 exons. Gene Ontology annotation, molecular function: oxidoreductase activity. NCBI's taxonomy places the organism in Eukaryota, Viridiplantae, Streptophyta, Magnoliopsida, Solanales, Solanaceae. The record is from RefSeq and is a predicted model, not a curated record.